Molecule: messenger RNA, 764 nt
Organism: Aspergillus campestris IBT 28561
Lineage: Eukaryota; Fungi; Ascomycota; Eurotiomycetes; Eurotiales; Aspergillaceae
Gene: ltpA
Product: tyrosine protein phosphatase LTP1
Exons: 2
Coding region: 60-605 (181 amino acids)
Biological process (GO): protein dephosphorylation
Molecular function (GO): protein tyrosine phosphatase activity
Source: RefSeq, a predicted model, not a curated record
UUCAAUCUAUCCCCAUUCUUUCCAAUCGUACCCUUGAAGUCUCCAAGUUCAGUGACACCAUGACUGCCACCAAAUCCAACGGGUCGGGCGCCACCGUUAACGUCCUCUUCGUGUGUUUAGGAAAUAUCUGCCGUUCCCCCAUGGCCGAAGGCGUCUUCCGCAACGUCGCCGCAUCGCACCCCCUCAUCGGAGAGAUCGACUCCGCCGGCACAGGUGCCUACCACUCCAUGGAACCUCCCGACUCGCGUACCAUGUCCACCCUGCGCAAGCACGGAAUCACCGACUACAACCACGCGGCGCGCAAAGUUACCAAGCAGGAUUUCCUGACCUUCGACUACCUGAUCGCCAUGGACACGUGGAACCUCACCGAUCUGCUCGAGUUGCGUGAGGCCGUGGCGAAGAAGUCUGGCGAGGACAAGGUCGCCGACGUGCGGUUGUUUGGGGACUUUGGGCCUGGUGGCAAGCUGAACGAGCGCGUCGGCGGCGGCGAGGUCGUCAAGGACCCUUACUAUGGGGGUGUGAAUGGCUUUGAGGAGGUUUAUAAACAGGUGACUCGAUUCUCUAAGAGCUUUGUGGAGCAUUUGGAGAAGAACCAGCAGAAUUAGGUGGUGGUGGUGGUGAGUUGAUUGGAUUUAUGUGUGUUCCCCGCCUUACCCUGGAGGCUUUUUUUCGGCGGGGUUGGAGUAGUAGUAUACCCAAUGGUCAUGGAGGCAAGAUCAUGAUAGACUAGUGAUGUUUUUUAAGCUGAGAAUAUAUGAAGAACC